Molecule: messenger RNA, 4686 nt
Organism: Chaetomium globosum CBS 148.51
Lineage: Eukaryota; Fungi; Ascomycota; Sordariomycetes; Sordariales; Chaetomiaceae
Exons: 8
Coding region: 1-4686 (1561 amino acids)
Biological process (GO): DNA repair; telomere maintenance
Molecular function (GO): DNA helicase activity
Source: RefSeq, a predicted model, not a curated record
AUGCCUAAGCUGGAUGAAAACCUCCGCACCUCCGCUGCGGCCUCGCCGCUACCCCGUGGAUCCAUCUCCUCGAAAGGGCUCACCCACCUUCCGAGGUCAAAAGGGAGGCUGAUAUAUACACCUAGUCUAGUCGCUAACCUACAACAGAGAGCUGCAUCGACGGCCGCCAUCUCAGCUAUGAGCGCGAUCGGACGUGGUGAGAGCGCUGCCCUCUCUCUGCCCGACCCAGUACAUCUUGCACCGCGGCAAAACCUCACCCAUCGGGUACUUGCCAGUAUGUACCAUGAGGGUGGACGUCUGGAUACGGACACGCCGGAGAUGGCGGCUGCUCGCGGCCAGGUUUCAGCCAUCCGGCGACAGCAUCGCGUCCAGCGCCGUCAGGGCGAAGAGCCCUCCCAGACCCCCACCAUGAGUGGUCUGCUUCGUCAACAACAGCCGGCGGAUGCCGAGGAUGGCCCCGCCUCUGCCCAGCAGAGGGAUGAUGCACCGAGCGCCGUGAGAGACGACGAGGACAAUCCGCAGGCCACCCAACCACAGCUCCCCCGCGUUGGGCGGAUUCCUGCACGCCAUCGUCCCCCUCCCAGUUCCCCGCCACGGUCUCAUGGUCGUCAGCGUGGACGGCCACGACUUUCACGCAACCUGGUUGGCCGACCUCGUGGUCAUCGCUCCGCUGCGGUACCCCCCCGCGACGAGUCUCCACCCCGCCAAUUCGACGAACCGGGCCCCCGAUUCACAGGCGGCGACCAGGAGACGCCACUUUUGGCCGAAGACAUUGCAGUUAAGAGAGAGUUAGACGAGGCACUUGCUGCAGAGACGAUGCAGCGAUGCCUUCAGAACAAGCUUGAUUUUGGUGCCGUCCCACCCGAGUUGCCCCAACUAGAGCCGCUGGAGGAGCUUUGCAUUGCGCGUGUGCACGUCAGCGUCAAUGUCUUCACGGUAUACGAUGCUUCGCUGCGAGAGAGUGUACUAGCUAAUCAGCGUCAGGUUCGUGGGCAGCAAUACAAGUAUCGCGGGCAUGUUGUACACUUUUUGCGCGACGUGGGCAAGGUGUACUCAGAGCUUCCCUUGCUGCCCAAGGAUUUGGACAUUGUCAUCCUCCGACCGCGUGGAUCCGAAGCGGUCGAACAGAUGGAUCGACAAUUCCGCAACCGCUUCCGAGUCCGCCGAGCAGCAGUCGAGACAUGGCUCAGAUUCCUCGCCAACAACCACCUUGGCUACAGAAAUUUCACCUGGAACUACGACAACCUCUCCCAGUUGCCAGAGGACGGUGACGUCUUUGACCAGCUGAAUAUCCACGAGGUCGCCGAGUCUGGAGGUUUGCCUGCAGAUUCUGGCCCUGUUGAAGAACCGGAAGAGGACAGAGAGGUUGUUGACGAAGCCGCAGUGCCCAAUAUGCUAAUCCAUGGUUCGGAAUUGAACCAGCUUCAAGGGCGAGUCAAUGAUAGGGCUACUGAGGUCAAUGAGCAAGUGCCCCUAGAGUCAGUCGACCCCCAGGCUGCUCACCAGCUGCAGAUGCCUUCCAUCCGGCGCACUCCUCUCGAUGAGUUCAACCGAAAGCAUGCGCUGCUCUCUCUCGCCUGUCCGACCCUGUUUCCUCGGGGAGUUGCGGAUUUUGUCGAGCCCAGGCAGCGCAAGAUCUCCUGCCAGGAUUACAUCCAGCAUGCCAUGAAAUGGGAGGAUGGCCGAUUUGCCAAACACCACAGCUUCCGAUUUAUCGCGCUAAACACUCUGAUGAGGCAGCAGGCGAGGGGUCAUAGCCGAUUCUACUACCGCCGACGUCGCGAGUGCGAGUCUUUUGCGCACUGUCUUGGUGUCCCCUCUGCUUUCAUCACACUGAGCCCAGCCGACCUGCACUGGCAGAGCCUCUACCAGCACAUGCCCGAGUACGAGGAGUGGAAGGCGCUUGAUGAGCCGAGACGCAUGGCCAAGUCCCGCCGGCUGUUGCGGGAGACCCCGCAUAUCGCGGCCUGGCACUUCCACUCGCGGAACUCGCUUUGCAGGAAGAUUGUGCUGAAGAAAAAGUUCAAUGUGCCCGACUUUUGGUACCGGUACGAGUGGCAAGGCCGCGGCAGUAGUCAUUCUCCUGGGCUCUACUGGUUCCAUGGGAGCCCUCCUCAUAUGGCAACCCCCGAGGCGAGAGAGCGCUUCGCAAGGAUCUGGGGAUAUCACGUUACAGCAGUCAGUCCGCAGCAAGAGCAGGGCGCUGACGAGGGUAACCCUCUGUCUGUUGACCCUCUGGAGACGCCCGUUACCUGGGAGUGGCUGAACAGAAUCGUCAACCGCUGUCAGCGACACCAUUGCUCGUCGACCUACUGUCUGCGGGUGACGAAGGAAGAUGCCCAACGGGCCAGAGAGGCGGCCGGGGAGAUUGUCGGUGAAGAACGGCCGGCGCCAGAGCCCACGUGUCGGUUUCUCUUCCCCCGGCCUGUACGGGGGGCGGCCGAGGUCAUCGAGAUGGCCGGAAAGGGCUGGUGGUCGUUCGAAGCCGAGCGCAACGAUACCCACCUGAACCAGUACAACCCACUUCUCUCUCUUUGCUGGCUGGCCAAUACGGACUGCUCACCCUGCACGAGUGCGGAGGCUAUGAUGAAUAAACUAAUCGGAGAGAGGGACUACUCUGCGCAGGAGAUCUGUCAUAUCCUCCUGGGACUCCCUCUGCAAGAGGACAGCCGAGUGGUGCAGAGCGUUGACUGUAGGCCCCGCGAGAGACACGCUCGUGCAAUUGACAUCACGGCGGAUGGCGAUAUUGAAGAGUCUCGGACAGUCUACGAGAAGUAUCUCCGACGGCCCGAUCAUAUGGAGGAUGUCUCCUACUUCGAGUUCCUACAAAAUUGGAAUUUCAAGGCGCGGAAUCCGGUGAGAUGGGCGAUUUGGCAGGCUCCCGCACUGCCCAGGGUGUUGUACUAUUACCCCCGGUACAAGCCAGUUCGCUCACAUCAGCAGUACUCCGACUUCUGCCGGGUCAAGCUGCUGCUCAGCCAUCCCCACCGCCAGACGGAAGAUCUGUCCCAGGUUGAUGAUCGACAGUUCGACAACCACGCAUCUGCCUAUCGCUACUGCCUUGAGCAUCACGACCACCCGGACGACCACUACGGCACGGUUGACGAGCCUGAUCCGUCUCCAGAUGAGGAGUUUGAGCCAGAGGGGGACGCCGGGGACAUUACCCUUGUGGACUGGCAGGAGGUAGCGCGGUUGGUCCCCGACAUUGAGCUUCCCGAUGAACGGGCCGACUUGCUUGGCCGCCGGGACCUGGAUGUGCAGCUUCGCGGAGGGACUCCAGGCAAUUACGACGUGGAAGAUAUGCCUCUUGCAGCCCGUGAUACGCUGAACACACAGCAGCGUCAGGUAUACGACACGAUCAUGCGCCACUUCAGGGCGAAGAACGAGAACCGUCGGCCUCCGCCCCUCCGGCUGCAGAUCGAUGGAGGAGGUGGGACUGGCAAGUCGUAUAUGGUGAAGGUGAUAUCUUCUCACCUUCAGGCCAAGGCGGCUUUCUAUGGCCGGCCCUCCCCCAUCGUCAGAGCAGCUCCGACGGGCGUGGCGAGCAACCAGAUCGGGGGACAGACUCUGCAUUCCCUUCUGCGGCUCCCCGUCGACGGCAAUUACCGCUCGCUCUCCGAGACCCCGACGACCCUCAACGCCUUGCAGCGGCGGUUCAGGGGCAUCCACUACCUCGUGAUUGACGAGAAGAGCAUGCUCGGCCUCAAGACCCUCGCGUGGAUCGAUCAGCGCCUACGAGAGGUGUUCCUGGAGAAUCGCGACGAGCUCUUCGGCGGCCUCAGCGUCAUCCUGAUCGGGGACUUCUUCCAGCUUCCCCCUGUUCUGAACAAGCCGCUGUACCCAACGCGCGACGACCUGAAGGAUAUCGAGAUGGUCGGGCGCAACGCGUACCUCUCGUUCGACAAGUCCGUGUUCCUGACCACAAUACAGCGGCAGCAGGGCGAAGACCAGGCUCCUUUCCGGCGGGCCUUGGAAGAACUGCGAAUGGCUGAUGUGUCGGUACCCUCCUGGGAGCUCCUUUCUUCGAGGUGUUCUGUCAAGCUCUCACCCGAGGAGGUUGACAGCUUUGCUGAUGCGCUUCGCAUCUAUCCCACCAAGACCCAGGUUGUCGAGUACAACCACCAACACAUGCUUGGCCUGGACAGCCCCGCCAUUCAGGUCGAGGCAAAGCACGAGGGUGUUGGUGCGGAGAAGGUUGAAUCCUCAAAUGCCGGCAACUUGGCCAAGCGCUUGCCCUUGUGUGUUGAAGGUGCCGACGUGCUGCGAGACCCGCCCGAGGUCAUCAUGGUGGCCUUCGAUGACUACGACGGCCCGGCCUUCACGAUGCCGAACGGGGAGCCGCUCCGUAGUGGAGGGAAACUGGCUGUUCCCAUUCUCCGAGUGCGGCAGGAAUUCAUGAUCGGCGCCAACUCAUGUUCGAGAGAGCGGUUCCCGCUGUGGGUCAGCUAUGCGAUCACCGUCCACAAGUCACAGGGCAUCAUCCUGGACAAGGUCGUCUGCGAUAUCUCUGCGCCAGAGUUUGCUUCUGGCCUCUCCUACGUGGCCGUCUCGCGGGUGAAGACACCCGGCGGGCUGAUGUUUGAGCGGCCCUUCGACCGCAGCAGGAUCUACCGCGAGACACCAUCUGUCACGAAUAUGCCAACAGGAGGGACCUCGGGUCGCGGGACGCCCCGAGGCAAUCAUUAA